AUGCCAAAGAUCAAACCUGUUUUGCUAAAAGAAUCGGGGAACAGUUUGUGGAACCAAGAAAUAAAUUACGAUGUUGUUGAGGAAACACUAAGACAUGACUGGCAGUACAACUUACUUAAUGCCGAGCAGCGUGCGAUUUACGAAUCAGUCUUAGACUCUGUUGAUAAAAAGGAUGGGAAACUAUUCUUUGUAUAUGGUGUAGGUGGCAUAGGAAAAACAUUCCUAUACCAAACCAUUAUAUCCAGACUUUGCUCGAGAAAAAAAAUCGUUCUCCCGGUUGCUUCUUCAGGAAUAGCCGCAUUGCUACUACCAAACGGGAGAACAAAUCAUUCUCGCUUUGAUAUUCUUUUGAAGCUCGACGAAAAUAAGCUCUGCAACAUCAAACCAAAUACAAUGCUGGCUGAACUAAUCGAGAAAACGGACCUCAUAAUUUGGGAUGAGGCACCUAUGACACACAAGCAUGCUUUCGAAGCACUAGACAAAAGUGGUGAUUUUAGACAGAUCCUACCAGUAAUUCCACAAGGUAGUAGAGCUGAUACUGACGAGAAAAAGUUCUCUGAGUGGUUUCUCAAGGUCGGGGAAGGUCGUCCAGAAUCCGGACAAGAAGAUGAGGAUGAUGGCUACCAUGACCAAAUGAUAACCGUCGAAAACUCAUUGGUACAAGAGACUAAGGAUGAGUCAUUAAAACAAGUUAUCGAUGUUGCCUAUGGUGAUGUCAACCAAAUAGAGGCCUCCCAAAGCUCCUACACUGAUAAAGCUAUACUUACACCGCGAAAUGAUACAGUCAAUGAAAUUAAUGCAUAUACAAUCUCCAAAACCGGCGGGGAGUCAAAAGACUACUACAGUUACGAUAGCUUUGAGGUUUCAGAAACUCAAUCUAACCAAAAUGAUACAUUAUACGCCAUUGAGUAUCUCAACUCCAUGGAGUUUCCAGGCUUGCCAUCCCAUAAACUCACUCUCAAAGUUGGGGCCCCGAUUAUGCUUCUGCGAAACAUAAAUCAAACAAAAGGAUUAUGUAAUGGUACCUGUACGAUCCUGACCCACAUAGGCGAAAGAGUGCUUAAGGCAGAUAUAAUUACUGGUUCACACAUUGGAAAAGAAGUUUUGAUCCCAAGAAUUGUCCUCUUACAUGGGGAUACAAAGCUACCGUUCACUUUACGUCGACGACAAUUCCCUAUCAGAUUGUGUUAUGCAAUGACAAUCAACAAAAGCCAGGGGCAAAGCUUAAAAGAUGUUAUCCUAUAUCUACCUAGACCGGUCUUCGCACAUGGUCAGCUCUACGUGGCCCUCUCACGUGUAACAAGCAAAAAAGGACUAAAAAUCAUCAAAGGCGAAGACUCAUACAAACAAAAAGUGAAGAACAUAGUCUACAAAGAAAUCUUCAACCGCCUUCUUCCCAUGAGAGUAAGUGAUAUUGAAAACUCAGAAUCUCAUUGA
Messenger RNA from Brassica oleracea var. oleracea, 1437 nucleotides. RefSeq names its product ATP-dependent DNA helicase pif1-like. Gene Ontology annotation, biological process: telomere maintenance; DNA repair. Bases 1 to 1437 code for a protein of 478 amino acids. The record is from RefSeq and is a predicted model, not a curated record. NCBI's taxonomy places the organism in Eukaryota, Viridiplantae, Streptophyta, Magnoliopsida, Brassicales, Brassicaceae. The transcript is spliced from 3 exons. Gene Ontology annotation, molecular function: DNA helicase activity.